AUGGAUACAUUAAACAUGCCAAGUCUCAUCACUUCACCAUAUUCAUCAGUACUGACUAACGCAAGUGAACAGUUUUGUCGUGUGGAUGACUGUUCAGAUUCAGCUUACUAUUAUCAAGCGUUUCGUUUGAAAAUCUCUAUUACCGGAUACUAUUCUUUUAAAUCGAUCAGUAACAUAGACACUUAUGGUUAUAUGUACAACAACAGUUUCGUUCCUCCAGAUCCAUCACAACAUUUAUUAGCAAGCAAUAAUGAUGAUGCUGGCAAUCAGCAAUUUCAUUUAUACAUAAAGCUUGAUACUACAUCAACAUACUUUUUGGUUGUAACAACAUUUAACCGAAAUGUAACAGGACCAUUUUCAAUAAACGUAACUGGUUUGGGAUCAGUCGCAUUUUCUCCAAUGAAUGCAUCAGGUAAGAACCCUAUUCAUUCCAGAACACUUCUUUGAUGAAACAAAAUCGUCAUCAGAAGAUAGAUGCGUCAA
Messenger RNA from Rotaria sordida, 483 nucleotides. Lineage: Eukaryota; Metazoa; Rotifera; Eurotatoria; Philodinida; Philodinidae. The record is from the annotation of a GenBank genome assembly.